This is a messenger RNA of Harmonia axyridis, 1243 nucleotides long. RefSeq names its product palmitoyltransferase ZDHHC2. Gene Ontology annotation, molecular function: protein-cysteine S-palmitoyltransferase activity. The transcript is spliced from 6 exons. The coding region runs from base 180 to 1133 and encodes 317 amino acids. Gene Ontology annotation, biological process: peptidyl-L-cysteine S-palmitoylation; synaptic vesicle maturation; protein targeting to membrane. The record is from RefSeq and is a predicted model, not a curated record. NCBI's taxonomy places the organism in Eukaryota, Metazoa, Arthropoda, Insecta, Coleoptera, Coccinellidae. Gene Ontology annotation, cellular component: endoplasmic reticulum; Golgi apparatus.
AACUGACAAUAGAUUUGGUUAGGUGUCAAAAUUUCGGAUUCGUAGAGGAUUGCACUGUAAGUUUCUUACAGGGUAAUUUCUCAAUUUUUCCUGUUAUACCAAAAUUUCCUCAAAUUUUCGCCUGAGCGCAGGUGAAGCUUGUAACUUUGGAUAUAAAAUGGAAUGAAACGAUAACCAAAAUGCCACUAGCCUCUCAAAAUACUAAAGGACCAUGUUUUUGGUGUAUAAAGGUAAUGAAAUGGGUCCCCGUACUGUUUAUUAUGACAAUUGUAGCAUGGUCUUAUUAUGCCUAUGUGAUUCAAUUAUGUUUUCUGACUGUGGAUUCACUUAUGGUUAAAAUUUUAUACUUAAUAUUCUACCAUUUAAGUUUAGCAAUGUUUUUAUGGGCCUAUUGGCAAACUGUAUUUACAGAAAUAGGACGGGUGCCUCAAAAAUAUAGAAUACCAGAUUCAUGUCAUGAGCAGCUGCUUAGAGCAGAAUCAGCAGAGGAACAACAGAACAUUCUGGAGGAAUAUUCAAAGAAUUUACCAAAUGUCAACGUGAAUAUAAAUGGAGCUGUAAGAUAUUGUGAUAAAUGUAGAUGCAUCAAACCCGAUAGAGCUCAUCAUUGCUCAGUAUGUGGGGAAUGCGUUCUGAAGAUGGAUCAUCAUUGCCCGUGGGUCAACAAUUGCGUGUCAUUCACCAACUAUAAAUUUUUUGUCUUAUUUUUAGGCUAUGCCUUAUUGUACUGUUUAUACGCGGCUCUUACAGCACUACCUUAUUUCAUUGCAUUUUGGAAUGGAAAACUUUAUGGAGUAGGGAGAUUUCAUAUACUCUUUCUCUUUUUUGUUGCUGUUAUGUUUGCGAUAAGUUUAAUAUCAUUAUUUUUUUAUCACUGUUAUUUGGUUAGUGAAAACAGAACCACACUGGAGGCAUUUAGAGCUCCCAUAUUUCGUACUGGAGAAGAUAAGCAUGGUUUCAGUUUGAGCAGAUUCAAUAAUUUUUGCGAAGUGUUUGGUGAUGAUGCAAAGAAAUGGUUCCUUCCAAUAAAAUCGAGUUUGGGCAAUGGAAUCGAAUUUCCUUUGAAUUUACAUCAACAGAGAACUUACCGAUCUAUGGAAUGUACUCAAAAUGGAUUGGAAACCAAUAGUUAACUGGAAGCCUGUACCUAACAUCACAGUGUCAUAUACUAUCACUAUAUGAUAGUGUUUAAUGAUUACUUAUAAUUUAUUCAAUAAAUUUUUUAAAAUUAUAUACCAAUAAA